AUGCUCUGCAUUCUGUAUUGCGGCAAAGCCAAGGCGGUACGUGGCUUUGAACGUGGCCGUGCAAGCGUCAAUACAGGUUGGUUACAAGCAGUGAAUAAGAAGGAACAUACUAGCUACUUCCGGUCAACAAUGGCGGCCGCCGGCUGUGUAGUGCGGAGUCUGCGCUUGUUCUGUAGAAGGUUACAGUUUCCACAGCACGAAACAAGACACUUGAGAAAUUACUGGAAGUGUGGUACUUUUGCUCUCUCAAACAGUCUCAGACAGCCCAGUUUGACUUCAGCAGCUUGUCUGCAUACAGGGAAGGUGUACUGUGCUCUGUCACCAACGAUCACUGUCACAGAUGAACCUGAUGUACUGUAUCAGAAGGUGGAAGUGCUGGUCAAGGGACAUGACAGGGCAGUCCUGGACAGUUAUGAGUUUUUUACCACCAUGGCAGCUAAGGAGUUGGGUAUCAAUAUCAGCAAAGUGGAGGAACCCAAAAAGAAGAUUGAGAGGCUGACUCUCCUUAAGUCGGUACAUAUUCACAAAAAGCACAGAGUGCAGUAUGAGAUGAGGACGCAUUAUCGAAACUUUGAGUUCUUACGUUUAACAGGCUCCACAGCUCGGGUGUUCCUUGAGUACCUUCAGCGUAAUUUACCCGAAGGAGUUGCAAUGGAGGUGACAAAGACUGAAAUAGAGAAGGUCCCUGAGCACAUCCUGGAACCCUUGUGGAACUCCAUUCCAGAGAAAGAGCAGUCCAGCCAAUGAGCAGUAUGGGACACAGUCCUGGGAUGUGUGGACCCCUUAAUGUUUUUCACAGUAAUGAAAAGCUACGGAUUGAGGUAGACUUUGCAAACACUGUACCUAACAUGACACUGAAUAGAGGAAUUGUACGUUUGUUCAAUGGCCACACUUCACCAUCUUCGGUAAUGGUCGCAUUAUGUAUGUCAGUAUUUGCUUUUAAUGUUAAAUAUCAUCUUUUAUUAGUCUUAUAGGAAAUGUCAGCAAUUCUCUGCUAUAUGAAAAUAAGCCUGAAAUAAUAAAACCUCUUUUUG
Scleropages formosus (Asian bonytongue) is the source of this 1034-nucleotide messenger RNA. RefSeq names its product mitochondrial ribosomal protein S10 (gene mrps10). Gene Ontology annotation, biological process: translation. Lineage: Eukaryota; Metazoa; Chordata; Actinopteri; Osteoglossiformes; Osteoglossidae. Gene Ontology annotation, cellular component: ribosome; mitochondrion; mitochondrial small ribosomal subunit. The transcript has 7 exons. Gene Ontology annotation, molecular function: structural constituent of ribosome. The coding region runs from base 1 to 747 and encodes 248 amino acids. The record is from RefSeq and is a predicted model, not a curated record.